UUGACAUCGGGACGGCGGUACGAGGUGGAGGAGGAACUGUCAUCGUUCUCCACGACACGAGGAACGAAAGGAGGAGGAGGGAGUGAUAUGUUAACCGAAGACAAUGACCCGACAAAACCGACAGGGGUCCUCGACAGCGCUGGCAACGUGUCUUCGUCGACGGAGACCUCGAUACAGCACCCUCGCAGCGCAAACAAUGAAACGGAAGUCAAAAACGAGGUGCAGGACUUUCCGGAGACGGACAGCGUGCCCGGGGGCGAGCUGUACAUCGACGAGAACGCCGAGGAGAAGGAUCAGGAGUAUCCGGAUUCUAUGGACAAGGCGGACUACAGCGCUUAUUACGGCGCCAAUUCCUUUUACAAUAGCAUGUACAACUCGCCAACUUACGGAAGCACAACGGUCUCGAAGGGCUCGUCGUCCCUGCAGAGCCCGUACUUAGGUUCCUACACGACGCCAAGCUCAAUGACCCAGUAUUCAUCCUACGCCAGCUACAACAGCGGCUCGACUACUUUUCCCUCCGUACCCCAGAACAUGUCCUCGGCGUCGCAGAAGAUUGACUACACGGCCUACAGUGCGUCGAUAUACGGAAACGAUAGGGUGCCCCUGCAGUACUCGGGGUACUACUCGAUGCCCGGCUACCACGCGACACCAACUUCGUUCAAUAUUAGCAACUUUACCGAUUCAACGAAAUCGGCGCUGACGUUGGACACAACUACUCACGACGCGAAUGACCCGACCGCGAGGGAAACCACGAACGUCGAAGGUGGUGGCGGUGGGAAGCCGUGCAAACGCGGCGGCCGCCGGCAGAGCGGGAGCGGAAACAACGUCGGCUCGGCGGACACGACGGAGGCCGGACCCGAGCGGAUAUUCAUCUGGGACCUCGACGAAACCAUAGUCGUGUUCCAGAGCCUCCUCAAGGGACACUUCGCCUCGACGUACAACAAGGACCCCGCCACCCUAGCCCAGCUCGCCUACAGGAUGGAGGAGAUCGUAUUCUACUUGGCCGACAACCACUUUUUCUACAACGACAUCGAGGACUGCGACCAGGCGCACAUAAACGACGUGUCAUCGGACGACACGGGCCAGGACCUGUCGACGUACAACUUCGCGACGGACAACUUUUUGCAGCGGGACAUAGCGAGCAACGGCAUCUGCCUGACCUCGGGGGUCAGGGGUGGGGUCGACUGGAUGCGGAAGCUGGCCUUUCGUUAUCGCAAGAUCAAGGAGACCUACACGACUUACCGCAACAACGUGGGGGGACUGCUUGGGGCCGUGAAGCGCGAGCAGUGGCUCAACCUCAGGGCCGAGAUUGAACAGCAGACCGACAAUUGGCUGACGAUAGCCGCCAAGUGUCUCAGUUUGAUAGACGAGCGCAGCCACUGCGUCAACGUGCUCGUCACCUCGGAGCAGCUCAUACCCUCCCUGGCCAAGGUUCUGCUGUUUGGGCUCGGUGGCCUCUUUCCCAUCGAGAACGUCUACUCGGCUUUGAAAACCGGCAAAGAAAACUGCUUCAGCAGGGUGGUGGCGAGAUUCGGGCGUAAUUGCACGUACGUGGUGAUAGGCGACAGCUUGGACGAGGAAACAGCGGCGCAAAAGCACAACUUUCCCUUCUGGAGGAUAAACAGCCACUCGGACCUGCUGGCGCUCAACAAUGCCCUGGAAAUGCAAUUUCUUUAACGCGCGAUGCUUUCUCUGUUUCGGUGGACACGUUACUCACGACAAACAAUGACACUUGAUACAAUUAUAAAUAUAAAUCAUAGGGAGUAUAUAUACAGUAUAUACAUAUACAUAGUGUGUUAAAAGGGAUCGAGUGCAAACUGCGCGUGGCUUGGUUGCAAUUUCAGUUUAACGACUUUUAUUGGUUGUACACAUGCUGAUUCGAAGUACAAAAUUGUGCGCAUUUUUUUUUCUUUAGUUUGCAAGAUGCGAAUGUAUACGCUAAGGUUCAAAGAUAAUAGCUUAAAUCUGAACGGUCGGGUCACUGAUACGUAUAAUAAGAUGUUUCGCAACUGUUCAGUGCAUGACUUAUUGUAUCGAUAAUUUAGUUAAUAAUGAGGAAUGAUGAUAUGCAAUGCAAGAGUAUGUCAUUUGAACAGACGAGACCAAAAAUAUAUAAAGGAAUCAUAACGAUGGAAUUUUAGUUGAAUUUAUUAUAUAGCUCUGAGAGUGUCUAUGAAAGUGAUAAACCAAAAUGAAAGUAUAAAAAUCGAAAGUAAGAAAAAGUUUAUGUAGGACAUUUUUUUUAAGCAAAGGAUAAUUUAGUGUUGUCGGCGAGUUUCUAUCUAUUUAUAUACAUAUCCAUCCACUGUGUAUGAAAUAGACGAGGGAGAAAAUUAAAAUAAAAUUUUUGAAAGUAUAAAUAUCUUCGUUGUCUUUAGAUGCAACUACACUGUACUUAAAAAUAGCAUUCAUUACGAGGGCGUAAAAAGUCAGCGAAGAAAGUACGAUUUUUUCGAUUUAUUUUUCCAGUGCAAUAGUGCACUUUGUCAUUAUUACCUAAAUUUUUCUGUGAUUUUAUAAGAUAAUAUAUAUUUCUCUGCAAUGAAUUCUCUUUGGCGAAAUAAAUAAAUGAAAACUAUUACUCGUAUCAUUUAAUAUUUAAAAUGUUAAUAAUGUAAAAAAACUAUAGUUUUUACCUAAUUUUACUAAGUGAUGCGUGAAAAUGAACCUAAAAUAAUCAUUUUUUACUAUUACAUAAAAUGCAACAUUCCAUACAAUGUAAAAUAAAGUUUUGUAGAAAAUUUUUAAAACUAUAUUGCAUUUUUAAAAGCAUACACAUCAGCUAAAACAUUUAAAUUGUUUGUAGUGUAUUAGACUUGGGACUUGACAGGUUGGAAAAUAUAAAAAAUUCGAUACAAUAGUGAUUCAUUUUGUUAUUUUAGAGCCACUAUAAAUAAAGAAUUUUCG
Messenger RNA from Copidosoma floridanum, 2907 nucleotides. RefSeq names its product eya transcriptional coactivator and phosphatase 2 (gene eya). The record is from RefSeq and is a predicted model, not a curated record. Gene Ontology annotation, biological process: multicellular organism development; negative regulation of extrinsic apoptotic signaling pathway in absence of ligand; cell differentiation. NCBI's taxonomy places the organism in Eukaryota, Metazoa, Arthropoda, Insecta, Hymenoptera, Encyrtidae. Gene Ontology annotation, cellular component: nucleus. Gene Ontology annotation, molecular function: protein tyrosine phosphatase activity.